This is a messenger RNA of Cynara cardunculus var. scolymus (artichoke), 2863 nucleotides long. RefSeq lists its product as uncharacterized. The record is from RefSeq and is a predicted model, not a curated record. NCBI's taxonomy places the organism in Eukaryota, Viridiplantae, Streptophyta, Magnoliopsida, Asterales, Asteraceae. Gene Ontology annotation, biological process: cellular response to UV-B. Gene Ontology annotation, molecular function: protein binding. Gene Ontology annotation, cellular component: Cul4-RING E3 ubiquitin ligase complex. The coding region runs from base 270 to 2705 and encodes 811 amino acids. The transcript has 10 exons.
AAAGUUGAUGAUCGGAAUCGGAGAAUUGAUUUGAUCGAGUGGUUCCAUAAACUCUAAUUUGGUCACAGAUCCCAUUUCAAUGAAUUGAUGAAGAACAACAGUGUUAUACCUUUAAUUUCUACCCUUCUUUAUCAUUGUAAAAUUUCCCCCAAUCAACGGUGCAUCUUUCAGUUUUAACCCCCCUCCCCCACUCACCCACCCACCGAUAGCCAGCUUUGCCAUUUCAAGGUGCCGUUCUGCCGCCCGGCGACGUGAUAACCGACAACGCCAUGGCAAUCGAUAUCCGAACCCUAAAGGAUAGGUAUAUUGAUUCUUGCAACGAUUGGAGGACUGUACCUAAUAAAGCAGUUUUGUCGGCUUUCUUUAAGGCUGAGCUUAAGAAAUCAAAUAAUGAAGAGUCUAGCUUUGUGAUCUUCUUGGAUGACUUAAAAGGUGUUGACUUCCAUCCACUUUACAACGUGUUUGUUCAAAUUGAUCUUUCAGAGAUAGAUUCAGUUGACAUACUUCAAAAGUCAUCAUGUUCGUUGGACGGGGAUUCUGUUUUACUGUUAUUACAUGCGGUAAACCAAAAACUUCGGGUUGUGGAUCUCCAGGACAGGACAUAUGGCAAGGAUUUCUUAUUGGGGCUUUCCUUGGGAGGCUUGGCAUGCCAAGUUUUAAACUUAAAGUUUUCCCAUUUCCGAAAGGUCAACAUGAUUGGGAAGUUUAUGCAUAUGCGUACGCUCAAUUUGGAUUUCAGUGCAUCACUAACCAGUUUUGGAAAAGAUUGCUUUGCUUGUAUGCCAAAUCUAAAGUGUCUUUCUUUGUGUGAGACAAAAGUAUCCAAUCUGUGGACUACCAGUGCAUCACUUGCAAAACUCCCGUCUUUAGUUGAACUUCGUUUCCAGAGCUGCUUAUGCUGUGAUGACACAAGGGCUUGUCCUCGAUCUUUUGGGGCAAAAGCAGAUGAGAGCACUAGUUCAGGUCAUCUAGACCAUGGAUGUGAAAAGAUAACACCAUUCUUAACUGAUGAAGAAGACACUGAUCUAUUUUCGAAUAUGGAAGGGGAAUUUAUCAAUGUGUUCCCAGUGGGUAAUUAUAAUCCAAUUCAUGAAACUAUAAGCGAAUCCGAUGAUUCAACAGAUAGCGAAGUAGACUUUUCAAAUACACAUCCUGGCAUACAUUUAUUGGAAGAUUUCACUUAUGGACCUUGUGUUUGGAAUGGGCUACUUGAUCUUCCUAAUGAGAUUUUUCCUGGUACUUGGGGAUCAGAAGAUACUGAAGAAACCUGGUCGAAUUCAUCCAUAUCAAGACCUAUCUCAUGUAUUGCUCGAAAGAAGCAUCUUUCUUAUCACCCUUCACCAAUAUGCUAUGAGAAGCAUUAUAGAGAAUUUUUGAUAGCUUCCUUUCCUAAUCUGAGAAUCCUCGAUAACCUGCCAAUCAGAAAGACUGACAAAGAUAGAGCUGCUAUUAUCUAUUCAGAAAACUUCGAGCAUCUACCAUAUAGAAGGACGAGUAGAGAGAGCGUUGUUAGUAUCCUGCAGAACCGUGAGAUCAAAGCAAACCGUACCCGCUCUUCGACUUCAGGAAAGUCGCAGUAUUCUUAUUCGAGGUCACUUGGUGCUUCCAAAGUUGGGUGUGCAGUCUUGCCUUCUUUGCAUCCACUUUCUAUAACAGCCAGCAGCAGCAUACCAAGAGGUGAUGGUAGAAAAUUUCGUCCACGGCAGUUUGAGUACCAUCCUUCCAAUUCAAAUCUCAUGGUUAUUGGAACUUUAGAUGGUGAAGUUGUCGUUGUUAACCAUGAGAGUGAGAAGAUCGUGCGUUACAUCCCGUCACAUGGAGCGAUGAACAGUGUUCUAGGACUAUGUUGGCUUAAGAAGUAUCCAUCCAAGCUUAUUUCUGGGUCCGACAAUGGUUUGCUCAAACUGUAUGAUAUUCAGCACAUCUCUUCAACAGAUGCUGGCAUCUACCCAAGUGCUGCUUCUGUUGCCUUUGAUGAGUUUGACCAAUUAACUUCUGUGCAUGUCAACUCCUUGGACGAACUGUUUCUUGCCAGUGGAUAUUCAAAACAUGUUGCUUUGUAUGACAUCAACACGGGUAAACGGCUGCAGGUGUUCACCGACAUGCAUCAGGAGCACAUCAAUGUUGUUAAAUUUGCGAAUCAUUCCCCAUCUAUGUUUGCUACUUCAUCAUUUGAUCAUGAUGUCAAGAUGUGGGAUUUACGACAAAAGCCAAUUCACCCAUGUUACACAGCUUCCAGUAGUCGAGGAAAUGUAAUGGUCUGUUUUUCCCCGGAUGAUCAUUAUCUUCUUACAUCAGCUGUUGACAAUGAGGUUAAACAACUGCUGGCUGUUGAUGGAAGACUUCACCUGGACUUUGGUAUAGCUGCAACCGGAAGCUCUCAAAAUUAUACUCGUUCUUAUUACAUGAACGGGAGGGAUUAUAUUCUCAGUGGAAGUUGUGAUGAACAUGUAGUACGAAUUUGUUGUGCUCAAACAGGAAGGCGGCUCAGAGAUAUAUCAUUAGAGGGUAAAAGUUCUGGGUCCUCAAUGUUUGUGCAAUCUUUGAGGGGGGAUCCAUUUAGAGAUUUCAAUUUGAGUGUGUUAGCAGCCUAUUUAUCUCCAAGCUCGAGUCCAGAAAUUGUGAAGGUGAACAUGUUGAGUUCCAAGGAUGCAGAUAAAGAAUGCUUGAAUUCCCAGCCAACCCAGAGUUUAGGAGGAGCAUAAAUUGUGGUGUUGUAUGUAUGAAUUACCAAAUUAUGCAUCUAUCUGCAUAUAACACAAGACGAGAGAAAAUUGUGGAGCCAAUGCUUCUCCAUGAUGCCUUCUUUUUAUGUUGUACAGUAUACAAGACAUUAACAUAACCAAAUGUUGUCCUCUCUCUC